UCAUAAAUCACAAAAGAGCGCUUCUGGUUCAAUCCAAAAGGGCCCACAAAGGAGCACUUUUCUACCUUUAUCCUUUUCAGGAAGCCGAUGAUCUUCUUCUUCUUCUUUGUGUUAUUCGAAAUCCCUAAAAAUUGCCCCAUUUACCAUUUAGACUUGUACUACUUUUCUGUGCGGGUUUUCUCUGCAGAUCUUUUGUCCUUCUCUUAUAUUUCUAUCUACUUUUACCACUCAAUUAGGUAUUCCUUCUUCUUUCUCUCACCAAUUUCAGCUUCAAAAGCACUAUUUGUCUAAAGGGAAUUGACUUAGAACUUCUGGGCUUUUCUGAUAUUCUCGAGGAUUGGGCUUUUGGGUACUUUGAGGAUUUAGCUACAUUGCUGAAAGUUGGAGUCGGUUUUCGUUUUGUGAUUUGAUGAAUUUGGAUUUUGAGGUCUAAAUUCUUCUCUGUUCUUGAGGAAUUGAUCAGUUUCUUGAGGAAUAGCAGCUGAAGGUAUUUGAGUUUCAAAAUUAUCACUUUUGUGGUUCGGAUUUUCUGUUUUGGAGGUGGGAUCAUGGGUUCGUCUGGUGUGCUAAAUGAGAAAAUGAGUCUUCUGGUUUUGGGUUUGUCUUGAGCUUGAAAGACGAAUAGAGGAGAUGAAGAGAGGAAAGGAUGAUGAAAAGAUAAUGGGGCCUAUGUUCCCUAGGCUUCAUGUGAAUGACACGGAGAAAGGAGGGCCAAGAGCUCCUCCAAGGAACAAGAUGGCCCUUUAUGAGCAGCUUAGUAUUCCUUCUCAGAGGUUUAAUCAUGCUGUUUUGCCUCUUAACCCAAGUAAAGCUAGCAACUUGAUUCCUGCAGCAUCCUCAAGCCAGCCAACUUAUAUGCAGGGGAGUGGCUUUGAAAGGAGUUUGCAGUUCCCAAAUCAUGUUCCUCCUACAUCAUCUCAUCUGGUUGAGAAUCUUCAUUCUCACUCAUCUGGAGGCAACUUGAAUGCUUCAUCACCCCAACUUGAGCAGAGAAAGAAGGUAGGAUAUGAAGACGAUUUCAGAGUACCUGUAUUUGUUCAAUCUGGGAUGGGUGGAUGUCUUCCUAAAUCUCAGAAUGGUAUUGAUGGGGGAAAACCCACUCCCUUCAGCCAAAAUUAUUUAAGUCAUUCAGUGAAAGUAAAAGAUGCUGGUGAUAGUGACAAAAAAAAUUAUAGCUCCAGAGUUCCCAAUUUGAGACUGGAUACAAGAAACCAAAGUGAGGAGAAACUAGAGGUUUGUGUCUCAAGUAGGGAUCAUUCAGUUAGAUCUUCCACAAAGUUUGCGACUAGAAAAAAGAUAGCUAGCCUUGGGGAUGCAUAUCAAAAUCAACAAAAUCCAGAUCUCCCUGGAGCUAAUUUUAGCAGAUUUUGUGAAAAUGAUGAUUUUUUGCAACAAGAGUCUACAGCUUUUUUGCAGCAAGAUAACAGUGGAAAUGGUGAAGGUGUUCCUGAGCUGACAAGAGAAAUAGAAAAAGGAAAUAUUUUCUGUCCAAGAAGUGACUCUCUCUCAAGGGAAGAUUGUAGUAGUCCCAACAAACCUGAAAUUGACUGUGAAUUAAGUGGAGAGAAGACGUGUAGGUCAUUACAAUUUGGAAAUGGAGAUAAAAGUGAUGAUGUCUCUGAGACCUCCAUGGUGGAUUCUAUAUCAGCAUUGGAUAUUUCGCCUGAUGAAGUUGUAGGAAUAAUUGGUCAGAAACAUUUCUGGAAAGCAAGAAGGGCAAUUGUCAAUCAACAAAGGUUGUUUGCUGUUCAAGUGUUUGAGUUGCAUAGACUGAUUAAGGUUCAGCGUCUGAUAGCUGCAUCGCCAGAUCUUUUACUUGAAGAUGGUACUUACCUCGGGACACCUCCUACAAAGGUUUCUCCGGCAAAGAAACUUCCACCAGAAUUUGUGGUCUCGCCUCCAGUUCAUGUUGCUAAGCGCAAAGAUUAUCCCGAGAAACCAAACCAUAAGAUGGAAUGUUCUGCAGAGAAUGCAAUUGGGAAGACAUCAUUUUCUUCUGCGAAAAAUGGUAGUCAACCUUCUAAUAAUGGUUCUUAUUUAGGGAAUCCCCCACCUGUUCCUGUACCUACUGAUUCCAAAAUGAGUCCUUGGUGUUUCCAACAUUCACUUGGACAUCAGUGGCUAGUUCCUGUAAUGUCGCCUUCAGAAGGACUUGUAUACAAGCCAUACAAUGCACCAGGAUUCUUGGGAUCAGCCUGUGGAGGAUGCGGACCUUUUGGCGCAUCUCCCAUGGUCGGUAACUUUAUUAAUCCAACCUAUGGGAUUCCACCUUCUUCUCAUCACCAUCAAGGAACUGGCUUCAUACCUGGUGUUCAUGGUUAUUUCCCUCCAUAUGGCAUGCCAGUUAUGCAUCCAGCCAUGUCAGGUUCAGCAGUGGAACAAAUGAACUACUUUGCAGGGGCUGGUUCAACUGGUCAAACUGGUCAGGUUUCAGGAGGGGGAGCAAACUUUAACGUGCAACAUCAAAGCUCAUGUAAUUUGCCGAAUCAGAAGAGCGGAUCCGUUCCACAAGUUCCAAAGUUCCGGGCAUCUAAAGACACUGAACUACGGGGAAGUACAGCUAGUAGCCCUGGGGAGAGAGUGCAAGGAGUUGGGACUGUUGAGGCUGCUGAAGGAAGAGAUGCACUGCUGCUGUUCCCAGUAGCUCCUGCUACACCAGAAGGAGCCUCUCAGCCUCAAGAGACUGACAUGCCGACAAGAGUGAUCAAAGUCGUGCCUCACAACCCAAGAUCUGCUACUGAAUCAGCAGCACGAAUUUUCAAAUCUAUACAGGCAGAAAGAAAACAUAAAAACUCUAUUUAGCUUAUGUGAGAUUGGUCUAAUAUGAGAUUCUUCUAACUUACAUAUGGUGUGCUUUGUCAUAUUCUCAUGUACUUUAUUAGGGCAUGAUAUUUUGCAAUGUUAUUUAUCCUCUUUUUGGAUGAACUGAUUAUAGGCUAUUCAUAUGUAGAUACCAAGGUGGAAGAAAUACAGCAAACCAAUGUAACAUGAAUAUGUUGGCUUUCAUAGUAUUUUGUAUACGACGUGAAAUCAAUGUUAUAGAGGUGUCAUUGCAUGGGA
Jatropha curcas is the source of this 3060-nucleotide messenger RNA. The record is from RefSeq and is a predicted model, not a curated record. NCBI's taxonomy places the organism in Eukaryota, Viridiplantae, Streptophyta, Magnoliopsida, Malpighiales, Euphorbiaceae.